This is a messenger RNA of Trichomycterus rosablanca, 2304 nucleotides long. It is a transcript of the gene capn5b, whose product is annotated as calpain 5b. Gene Ontology annotation, cellular component: cytoplasm. Gene Ontology annotation, biological process: proteolysis. NCBI's taxonomy places the organism in Eukaryota, Metazoa, Chordata, Actinopteri, Siluriformes, Trichomycteridae. Gene Ontology annotation, molecular function: calcium-dependent cysteine-type endopeptidase activity. The record is from RefSeq and is a predicted model, not a curated record. The coding region runs from base 103 to 2031 and encodes 642 amino acids. The transcript has 13 exons.
GGAGGAGGUUCGGGUCGCGGCUGAAUCCCCCUCCGGAGGAGAGAAGCGAGAAGAGAAGACGUCGCGGAGGGAGCGGAGCGGUGCUCAGCUGCAGCUGGAAGGAUGUUCUCCUCUGUGAAGGCGUUUGAGGGGCAGCACUAUUCGGUCCUGAAGAAGCAGUGCAUGCAGAGUGGGACGCUGUUUGAGGACCCGCUCUUUCCUGCUGUGGACGACUCGCUCUUCCUGCAGGGGAACCGCAUUGGGCACGUGCACUGGAAACGGCCGGGAGAGCUGUGUGAUGAUCCUCAUUUAUUUGUGGACGGGAUUAGCGCUCACGACCUGCACCAGGGGCAGCUGGGGAACUGCUGGUUCGUGGCGGCGUGCUCCAGCCUGGCCUCCCGUGAGUCUCUGUGGCAGAAAGUUAUUCCGGACUGGAAGGAUCAGGAAUGGGAUCCGGAGAAACCAGAUUCAUAUGCAGGAAUCUUCCACUUCCGGUUCUGGCGUUUUGGAGAAUGGGUGGACGUGGUGAUUGAUGACCGGCUGCCCACAGUGGAUAACCAGCUGGUUUACUGCCACUCAAACGACAGCAACGAGUUCUGGAGCGCCCUGGUGGAGAAAGCUUACGCCAAAGUUUAUGGAUGCUAUGAAGCCCUGGAUGGAGGAAACACAGCUGACGCUUUAGUGGAUUUCACCGGCGGGGUGUCGGAGCCCGUGGACCUGCUGGAGGGUCAGUACGCUCAGGAUGAAGCUGCCAGGAACCAGCUGUUUGAGAGAGUGCUGAAAGUGCACAACAGAGACGGACUCAUCAGCUGUUCCAUCAGGGCCACCACAGUGGAGGACAUGGAGGCUCGACUGGACUGUGGUCUGGUUAAAGGUCAUGCCUACGCGGUCACGGACGUGCGGAAGGUGCGCCUGGGCCACGGCCUGCUGGCCUUCUUCAAGUCAGAGAAGCUGCACAUGAUCCGGAUGCGUAACCCCUGGGGGGAGAAGGAGUGGAGCGGACCGUGGAGUGACAGCUCGGAGGAAUGGAAGAAGGUGAGCAAGAGCGAGAGGGAGAAGCUGGGGGUCACAGUUCAGGACGACGGAGAGUUCUGGAUGAACUUUGAGGAUUUCAGUCACUACUUCACCGACCUGAUCCUGUGUCGGCUGAUCAACACGUCCUACCUGAGCAUUCACAAGACCUGGGAGGAGGAAGUAAUGCAUGGCUCCUGGGUCUACAAAGACGACCCCCUGCGCAACCGCUCGGGGGGCUGCAUCAAUCACAAAUCCACCUUCCUGCAGAACCCACAGUAUGUGUUUGACGUGAAAAAGGUGGAGGACGAGGUGUUGAUCUGCCUGCAGCAGAAAGAGAAACGAGCCACUCCCAAAGAGGGCAAAGGGGAGAACCUGGCUAUAGGAUUCGACAUCCAUCGGGUGGAGCUGAACCGGAAAUAUCGCAUGCAUACGCCUCAGCAGAAAGUCGCCGGUUCCAUCUACAUCAACUCUCGCUGCAUCUUUUUGAGGAAGGAGCUUAAAGAAGGACGUUACGUCAUCAUCCCCACGACCUUCGACCCCGGUCAGCAGGGAGAUUUCCUGCUCCGGGUUUUUACUGAUGUGCCUUCAGACUGCAAAGAGUUAACUCUGGACGAGCCUCCUCAGACGUGCUGGACGGGAAUGUGUGGAUACCCUCAGCUGGUCACUCAGGUUCACGUGCUGAGCGCUGAGGGUCUGCAGGGUCAGGACUCCAACGGAGGCUCAGAUCCGUACGUGAUCAUUACCUGUGAGGGGGAGAAGGUACGCUCCCCAGUGCAUAAGGACACACGGAGUCCCAACUUCGACAUCAAAGGAGUGUUCUACCGCAAAAAGCCAAAGGAGGGGAUUCAUGUAGAGAUCUACAACAAGAACGUAAUAGUCGACACCUUUUUGGGUCAGGUGACCCUUUACAGCGACCCUAACGACCGACAGGAGCAGCACACCGUCCACCUGAGGGACAAGGGCAGUCGACAGGAGAACGACCUGCCGGGCACCCUGACUGUGCGCCUGAUUACCUGCACCACGCUGACCAACAUCUGACCAGUCGAUGCCCCCUUCCUCGCCCGCUCUCGCUUAUUGAUAUGUGCAGAUUUAUUUAUUUAUCCUUGCUGAUGUUCCUGGCUAAAUUUAGCUGCGCUGGUGGGAUGCAUAAGGGCUCUGCAUUAGUGUGCAUGUGCAGCUGAGGGGACCACGGUAUCUGGACCUGGUGGAGUCUUCGUCUCACGAUCAGCCGCCGGUCUCUGUUUCCAGCGACCCUCAGUGGAAAUUCCUUUCUCGCCUUUAUUGUUCAGACUAGCGUUACGACCCCGUCAG